Juglans microcarpa x Juglans regia is the source of this 654-nucleotide messenger RNA. RefSeq lists its product as uncharacterized. NCBI's taxonomy places the organism in Eukaryota, Viridiplantae, Streptophyta, Magnoliopsida, Fagales, Juglandaceae. The record is from RefSeq and is a predicted model, not a curated record. Bases 1 to 654 code for a protein of 217 amino acids. Gene Ontology annotation, molecular function: nucleic acid binding. The transcript has 3 exons.
AUGGCUAAGAGGCUUAGGGAGUUCUUCUUCGAGGGUGUAGGGCAGUUGGCGGCAUUCAUUGUGGACGACUGGGAGGCACUAGAAGGUGAGAAGGUGAAGCAGCAGUCUAAAUGGUUACUUUUUGCAAAAUGGUGGUAUAACACUAACCACCAUUAUGCCUCUAAGAUGACACCAUUCCAAGCAGUUUAUGGCAUUCCACCUUUGAGAUUGGUAGAAUAUAUUCCUGACACCGCUUUGAAUGCAGCAAUGGAUGAUUGUAUGAAGUCAAGGGAGGAAGUCCAAGAAACUUUACACCACAAUUUGUUAGAUGCACCGGAUAGGAUGAAGUUUCAUGCAAAUAAAAGGAGAACUGAAAGGUCUUUUGAACCAGGAGACUAUGUCUACAAGCUUUUACCUAGAUUUUUUCAUCCCUUUAAAGUUCUACACAAGAUUGGUCAGGUUGCUUAUAAGUUGGUUCUUCCAACUUCUUCUCAAAUUCACCCAAUAUUUUUUGUUUCUUGCCUUAAGAAAUGUCUCGAUCAACGAGUUCUUCCAUUACCAUCUCUUCUGCCUGUUGAUGAUACUGGAGCUAUUCAGCCAAAACCAGAGAGAGUUACAGAAAGGCGAAUUCAAAAACAAGGAAUGAAGGCUCUUACUGAGCUCUUGGUGCACUAG